AUGCGCCUCUGGUAUCGCCGCCACGGCCACCGCGGCACCGCCGGCGCAGAAGCAUUCUCCGCCGCACUCCUCGCAGCCUUCUUCUUCCUCACCCCCAUUUCGCGACUCUUCUCCAUCCUCCAUCACCACCACCUCCUAUCCGUCCUACAGCCACCGCCUCCCAACGCUCUUCGACGGCGCCAAGGACAGCGGCGUAUUGUGCCUGAUGGCACCAGCUUCUUCUUCAGAGGCUUUGAAGCAGUCGUGAGUGAAUUUUCAUCCAAGGACAUAUCCCGUGCUAAAGAGGUAGUGUUCCUGCUUCCGCUCUUGCUGGCUGUACAGCUAGUGGCGGGAAGCAAGAGCCGCAACCCCGAGCGGGACGCACUGAGGGCAUUCAGGGCCGGCGUGUCGGACCCGUCAGGCACGCUCCAGUCGUGGAACAGCACGGCACACUUCUGCCGGUGGGCGGGGGUGACGUGCGAGCACGGGCACGUGACUUCCCUAGGCGUGUCCGGCCUCUCCGGGACCAUCUCCCCUGCCAUCGGCAACCUCACCUACCUGGAGACCCUCAACUUCAGCAAGAACGCCUUCUCGGGGAGCAUCCCAGCGACCCUCGGGCGGCUGCGACGUCUUAGUUACCUCAGCUUCUGCGACAACGGGCUCAGCGGGGUGAUACCUGACAGCCUCCGCAACUGCACCGGCCUCGCCUAUGCGUACCUCAACAACAACAGCCUCGCCGGUGCCAUCCCCGACUGGCUCGGGACUCUGCCAAAUCUCACCUUCCUAUGGCUCAAUGGCAACUCGUUGUCCGGAGAGAUACCGCAGUCGCUCGGCAACCUCACCAAGCUUGAGAGCCUCAAGCUGGACCAGAAUCUUCUAAAAGGCAAUCUCCCUGUUGGCCUCUCGCGACUUCCUCUCCUCCAAACACUUACUGUCUCCCAGAACAAAUUGGACGGUGAUAUCCCACCUGGAUUCUUCAACAUGUCCUUGUUGGCAGACAUGUCUCUCGCUGACAAUGCAUUCGGUGGGAGCCUUCCGCCGUACGCAGGCACGGGCAUGAAGAACCUUGGGGGCCUCUUCCUCGGCGGGAACAGACUCACUGGGUUGAUUCCAGCAACACUAGCAAACGCGUCCGGCAUGACAUAUCUCAGCCUCUCCGACAACGGCUUCACUGGUCGGGUGCCGCAGGAGAUAGGGACGUUGUGCCUAUAUGCACUGGAGAUAUCCAACAAUGAGUUUGCUGCAACUGAUGGCGUUGGGUGGGAGUUCUUGGACCGUUUGACAAACUUCAGCGGCCUAAGUAAGCUUUCUCUCGACAACAACAAUUUCAGCGGGAGGAUGCCAAUCUCCAUCAGCAGCCUCUCGAGGGAGCUUUUGGAAUUAAACCUUGGGGGCAACCGCAUGUCAGGUUCCAUUCCACCUAGCAUUGGGAACCUCACUGCACUGCAAACGUUGGGGCUUGAGUCCAAUCUCCUCACCGGCACCAUUCCGGAAGGGAUUGGGAAGCUCAAGAACCUCACGGAGUUGCGGUUGCAGGAGAACAAACUGUCAGGGACAGUGCCAUCUUCCAUCGGCAGCCUGACAAAGAUGCUCAAGCUAGUGCUGAGCAGUAAUGUGUUGAGUGGAUCCAUCCCUCCAACCCUCGGUAACCUGCAGGAGAUGGUUCUUCUCAAUCUCUCUGGCAACAAGCUUACCGGCCAAGUCCCGAGACAGCUCUUCGACCUUCCAUCGCUAUCCCAAGCAAUGGACUUGUCGAACAACCGGCUCGAAGGCCCGCUUCCUCGCGACGUCAUCCGCCUUGGGAACCUCGCGUUCCUGAAGUUGUCCAGAAACCUCUUCAACGGCGAGAUACCAGAGCAGCUCGAUAGUUGCCAGAGCUUAGAGUUGCUCGAUUUGGAUAGCAACCUCUUCAACGGAACCAUCCCACUGUCGCUGAGCAAACUGAAGGGGCUCCGGAGGCUGAACCUGACAAGCAACAGAUUGUCAGGUAGCAUCCCGUCAGAGCUCGGCGACAUGUCCGGGCUGCAGGAGCUGUACCUUUCAUGGAACAACCUGACAGGAGUAAUCCCUGAUGAGCUGGGGAACGCGAGCUCGUUGAUCAAGAUGGACGUCUCCUACAACCAUCUGGAAGGUCAGGUGCCGCUCCAUGGCGUGCUUGCAAACCUGACCGGGCUUAACAUCGCCGGGAACAGCGAGCUCUGUGGUGGCGUUCCGCAGCUCCAUCUGCUGCGAUGUCCUGUUGCAAGGCACACUCAACAUACAGAUUGGCGUCUUCCUAUCGUGGUACCGAUCUUCGGCAUAUCUCUCUUCUCGGGCAUGUUCCUCGCCAUUUUCCUAUGCUACAAGAGAAAGUCGAGACAUGGAGAAAGCGCGACACAGCCAGACAUACUUGAUGGCAUGAACUACGAGAGGAUCUCCUAUGCCGAAUUGGCGAAAGCCACGGACGGCUUCGCAGAUACUAAUCUGAUAGGCGCAGGAAAGUUUGGCUUUGUUUACAAGGGGACUCUGCCCCUGAAAGUCAAGGAGGGGUUCGAGCACGCCACUGUGGCCGUGAAGGUGUUCGAUCUACAGCAAGUCGGUGCCUCCAAGACAUUCCUGUCAGAGUGUGAGGCAUUGCGAACCAUACGACACCGUAAUCUAAUUAGCAUCAUCACCUGCUGCUCCAGCAUCACCCCAAGGGGUGAGGAGUUCAGAGCUCUAGUGUUCGAGCUCAUGCCCAACUAUAGCCUAGACAGGUGGCUGCAUCCGACGCCUGAAGCGCUCAAGAAUGUCGGCAGGCUGACCGGGAUCCAGCGGCUCAACAUUGCGGUGGACAUUGCCGACGCGCUGCACUAUCUCCACGACAGCUGCGUACCACCUAUCAUACACUGCGAUCUCAAGCCGAGCAAUGUUCUUCUCGGUGAGGACAUGAUGGCCUGCAUUGGUGACUUCGGCCUCGCAAAGCUGCUUCUUGAUCCGGGGAUCCAAGACGCCACCAGCUCUGAGAGCACCAUUGGAAUCCGAGGCACGAUAGGCUACGUCGCACCAGAGUACGGCACGACUGGUAAAGUUUCAACAUAUGGGGACACCUACAGCUUUGGUGUGACACUGCUGGAGAUUUUCACCGGAAAGUCGCCAACCGGUGACUCCUUCGCCGAUGGCCUAACGCUGCAGGGGUUCGUCAGCGCGGCGUUUCCUGACAGGAUUGAGGAGGUCCUUGACAUGACGCUGCUUGUCCCCACGGAAUUCGAUGGUGAUUGUAGCGGUGUUUCAGAGCAGGAUUGGUUGGUUUCUGCCAUCAGGGUUGGGCUUAGCUGCACCAGAGCAGCGCCGUACGAGAGGAUGAGCAUGAGGGAUGCGGCCGCCGAGCUGCGCACGAUCAGAGAUGCUAGUCUCCGUGUCUGA
This is a messenger RNA of Lolium rigidum, 3363 nucleotides long. Its product is annotated as putative receptor-like protein kinase At3g47110. The record is from RefSeq and is a predicted model, not a curated record. Gene Ontology annotation, cellular component: plasma membrane. The coding region runs from base 1 to 3363 and encodes 1120 amino acids. Lineage: Eukaryota; Viridiplantae; Streptophyta; Magnoliopsida; Poales; Poaceae. The transcript has 4 exons. Gene Ontology annotation, molecular function: ATP binding; protein kinase activity; protein binding. Gene Ontology annotation, biological process: protein phosphorylation; hormone-mediated signaling pathway.